Messenger RNA from Lepisosteus oculatus (spotted gar), 684 nucleotides. The record is from the annotation of a RefSeq genome assembly. NCBI's taxonomy places the organism in Eukaryota, Metazoa, Chordata, Actinopteri, Semionotiformes, Lepisosteidae.
AUGACCCUAAGCCUCUUUGACCAAUUUGCAAUCCCCACCUACCUAGGCAUCCCCCUAAUUAUUAUUGCCCUAACCUUCCCAUGAAUUCUCUACCCAACCCCCACUAAUCGAUGACUAAACAACCGACUACUUACACUUCAAGGAUGAUUUAUUAACCGAUUUACACAACAGUUACUACUACCAUUAAACUUAGGAGGGCACAAAUGAGCUCUCAUCUUAACCUCUCUAAUACUCUACCUUAUUACCCUAAACCUUCUGGGUCUUUUACCAUACACUUUUACUCCCACAACCCAACUGUCUCUCAACAUAGGAUUUGCCGUUCCCCUUUGACUAGCCACCGUUAUUAUUGGAAUACGUAAUCAACCGACCGCCGCUCUAGGACAUCUUCUGCCAGAAGGAACUCCAGCCCCCCUUAUUCCAGUUCUUAUUAUUAUCGAAACAAUUAGUCUAAUAAUUCGACCCCUAGCACUAGGGGUCCGACUAACAGCUAAUUUAACUGCUGGACAUCUCCUUAUUCAACUUCUCUCUACUGCCACCUUUGUUCUAUUACAACUAAUACCCACCGUAGCCACACUAACGGCAAUAGUAAUGCUCCUCCUUACACUUCUGGAAGUUGCCGUUGCCAUAAUCCAGGCAUACGUCUUUGUACUCCUCCUUAGCCUCUAUUUACAAGAAAACGUAUAA